Molecule: messenger RNA, 3840 nt
Organism: Labrus mixtus (cuckoo wrasse)
Lineage: Eukaryota; Metazoa; Chordata; Actinopteri; Labriformes; Labridae
Product: type II inositol 3,4-bisphosphate 4-phosphatase-like
Exons: 23
Coding region: 159-2906 (915 amino acids)
Cellular component (GO): cytoplasm
Molecular function (GO): phosphatidylinositol-3,4-bisphosphate 4-phosphatase activity
Source: RefSeq, a predicted model, not a curated record
CCAUUCCCCACUAUGGUUUCUAGUCAAAACAAACUGCGGUUGGAAAAAAGUUGAAUUUGAUCCCAGAGAGGCUUUUUUUCUGCCGAGGCUUCAAUGGAGACGAGAUCAAGAUGAUGAUGAUGAUAGUGACGGACAGUUGAUGUGAUCUGAAGAGGAGGAUGAAGAUGAGGAGGAUGAAGCUGAGGGUGAACCACAGGCAGCUGCAGUUUCUGUCCAGAGAAGAAACAUCUGGAAGCUUCCAGAAAGAAGGAACGCUGGGAGUCGGACGUCAGGACGGAGAUCUGACUGAGCGGUUCUGUCGGCUCAGAGGAAACCUGCUCUUCAUCCUGAAGGAACAGGGUGGUAAACUAGAGCAGGUGUUACUGUUGGAGAAAUGUGAGGUGAUGAAGCUUCCAGGUGACAACACACAGCUGGCUGUCACCUUUGAGAGUGGUGACCCUCCCAUGUUCCUUCAGUGUAGUAGUCCCUCAGAGUGCAUAUCGUGGCUCGUCGUCCUUAAAAACGCCAACGCUGACUCACUGAGGAGACGCAUCACACACCUGCGCACGCUGAUUAACACACACGCUCCCUCACAUGAACAACUACACGCACACACGGCUUCACACUGCAGCGGGGACGGUACAGGGGGAGCUGAACCUGCUGCUAAAGUUUCCCCACUGCACCUGACUGUCUGUGUGGUUGCCAUGGCAGUCAGAGUCCAGGUUCAAGUUUGUGUGAUAGACAUGCACACGCAAACAGUCAGGAAGUACUGCUGCUGCAGGAUGGAGAAAGCAGAUGUUGGCGUGUUUCUAACCUCGGUGUGUUUUCGUGGCGACUUCCCUCUCUACCAUCACAGCCGGAUCAAAGUCAACGUUUACCACGAGGAGGAGGAGCUGCCGACACACACCGCAAGGAGCUUCCUGGGUUUCACCUCCUUCUCCAUCAGAGAUCUGUUCAAAUCCAAGGAGCCGCACAUCUCACUCAGCCUCAGGACGAUGGAUGGAGUGAACGAGGCGGGGGAGGUGAAGGUGUCCCGUCUGCAGAUGGAGGGCGAGAACGAGGAUCAAACGCCUCCCGAGCACAAGUGUCCCGAGCUGUGCGACAGCCUCCACGGCUCCGUCCACGACAAAGAGAACAGCUCGACCAUGAGAGCGGCGCUGUGUGCUCAGGUGUGUAAGGUGUACAGGUUUCAGACAGAGGAUCAAAGAUGGCUGCUUGUGCGGGAACAGAUGUCGGAGACGCCGCUCUCUUUCUCUUUGCCCAAACAGCUUCUGAGCGUGCUCAUACGGGAACACACGAGCAGAGUCCGGGAGGUGAGGGAGCUCGGGGACUUGUCGCCGCACUGGGACGGGCUCCGUCAUGACGUCAUCAACCACUGCAGCCACCUGAUUGGCUGUUAUCAGGACACCCUCUCCGAGCUCGACAAACUCUCAGUGUCGUCGUGUUUUAAGUCGAGCGGCAGUAAGUCAGACAAACACCUUCAGUUUGUUUCUACAAACCUGCACGCUCAGAGGAUGGAGGUCACCGCUGCAGACAGCACAGGUGUUUGGUACGAGGUCAUAACAUUCGGCGCUCCUGCUGAUCAUCACCAGGCCUUCAAACAUGGAGGACUGAAGAGGCUGCUCAGCAAACACUCGAACCAAACAGACAGCUCCGUCUCUUACUCAGAGGACGAGAGCCGCAGAGCGAGGGAGCUUCUCUCCAGUGUCGCCCAGUUGCAGCCUCUGGUCUUCGGCCUCGCCGAGGAGCUGCUGUCCGUGUCUCAGGAGCAGAACUCCUACCGGCUGCAGCAUGUCCUCGACGCUCUGAAUCAACAGACGGAGCUGUUUGUUCACGCGCUCAAAGACGAGCUGGUGAAGAGCGCCCUGUUAGCGAUACACAACCAGUGUGCAGCGAACUACAACAGCAGCCAUGUUCACAGCAACGGGUUGCUAUGUGACAACACGUCAGCCGAUCAGGACGGCGAGACAUCGUCGGGGCAACAGGAGGCAGAGUACGACGAGGAGGAAUGGGCAAGUUUCUUAUUUCUGAUGUGGUGUGUGUGUGUGUGUGUGUGUGUGUGUGUGUCAGGUGACGAGGUGGGGAUGUUGGAGGACAUGGAGGUGGGCGUGGCAGACCUGAGCGACGUUGCGUUCACUGUCACUGAGGCUACAACGGAGCAACCAGAAGACCUGCUGCCGACACUCAGAGGAGCAUGGGGCUGCUAUGUUGUAGAGGUCCCGUUGCCCCCGGAGACGUACACAUCUCUACCUCAGGAGGUAAAAGAGGGUCGUUUGAUACGAGUUCAUCCCGUUCUCUUCAACAUCGGAAUCAACCAGCAGCAGAGUCUGGCUGAGAGGUUUGGAGACAGCUCGCUGCAGGAGAGAGUGAACCUGCAGAGCUGUGAGAGACUCAAAGUUUACUGUCAAACACUGACAGACACAACACCACAUACGGCUGGUAUCCAGUCACUUUCAGAGUUGUUGUCGUCUCUGGAUCGAUGUUUAGAAACCAGGAAGAGGAAGAACGUGGAGGUUCUGUGGAUCGCUGCGACGGUGUGUCGUCAGGUGAACGGCGUGCGUCUGACGAGCUGUAAGAGCGCGAAGGACCGGACGGCGAUGUCGGUGACUCUGGAGCAGUGUGUGUUACUGAGAGACAGACACACACUGAGCCAGCAGCACUUCAGCACCGCACUGGACUACAUGAGGAGGUCCCGUCUGUCCUGGGGGCAGAUGUUGGGCUGUUACACCCAGCCGGGGGCCUCCGUCUGCGGGUUAGACUCGGGGGAGUGUCCCCCCGGUCCUCGGGGCUCCGGGUCCGACUCGUGCUGGGCUCCUAAAGCUCCCAGACGUCACCUGUACCCGGUGGCCUUCCUGCUGGUCACGUCUCACCUGCUGGUCCUGUGGCUCAUCCUCAGCCUGGUCAUUCUGCUCGCCAAGUACCAGUAGAGCCGCACGCACUGGGAACACUGGGAGCAGAGACGAGCACGCAGAUACUUUUUUUUUUUUUUUAAAGAAGAGGCUUCAACAAGCGUCUUUUCUUUUCUAAGUUCCUUUUUUAUUGUUUUCGAGACGAGGGAGGACAGUAAUAAGUGGACAGUAGUCAUGGCAACAGGAGCGCUGGACCCCUGUAACGUGUCUGACAGUUACAAUCUGACCUCCAGCUCUCACUGAAGAACAGACGAUCCAUGUUGUCCGACUCUCUCCAGACAUUUCUUCACCCAAAACUUACCUUCCUAUUUAUUAUGUGAAUGUCUUUCUGCAUUACUGUGUGUGUGUGUGUGUGUCUGUGUGUGUGUGUGUGUGUGUGUGUCUGUGUGUGUGUGUGUGUGUGUGUGUGUGUCUGUGUGUGUGUGUGUCUGUGUGUCUGUGUGUGUGUCUGUGCGUGUGUGUGUGUCUGUGUCUGUGUGUGUCUGUGUGUGUCUGUGUGUGUGUGUCUGUGUGUGUGUGUGUGUGUGUCUGUGUGUGUGUCUGUGUGUGUCUGUGUGUGUGUGUCUGUGUGUGUGUGUGUGUGUGUAUAUGUGUGUGUGUGUGUGUGUCUGUGUGUGUGUGUGUGUGUCUGUGAGUGUGUGUGUGUGUGUAUAUGUGUGUGUGUGUGUCUGUGUGUGUGUGUGUCUGUGUGUGUGUGUGUGUGUGUGUGUGUGUGUCUGUCUGUGUGUGUGUCUGUGUGUGUGUGUGUGUGUGUGUGUCUGUGUGUGUGUGUGUGUGUGUGUCUCUGUGUGUGUGUGUGUGUGUGUGUGUCUGUGUGUGUGUGUGUGUGUGUGUGUGUGUGUGUCUCUGUGUGUGUGUGUCUGUGUGUGUGUGUGUGUGUGUGUCUCUGUGUGUGUGUCUGUGUGUGUGUGUGUCUGUGUGUGUGUGUGUGUGUGUGUGUGUGUCUCUGUGU